Messenger RNA from Saprolegnia parasitica CBS 223.65, 213 nucleotides. RefSeq lists its product as hypothetical. The record is from RefSeq and is a predicted model, not a curated record. The annotation marks the transcript as partial. Lineage: Eukaryota; Oomycota; Saprolegniomycetes; Saprolegniales; Saprolegniaceae. The transcript has 2 exons.
GCAUUUCGAAAGGGCGCGUCCAACGAUACCGUCUGCGUUGUGGGUAGGUCCUGGGCUCGGAGGCACCCACACCAUCGGAGAGUCUUGGCCGCGAUCUCCACACGCUCCUUUGUGAAGCGACGACCAGAUCCUUCGCCGCCUUCACGCCGACGGGUCACCAGCUCGGUUGGCACCAAGACAUUGAAACAACCACCAUGCCCAAGAGCCAGGUGA